AUGCUGAUGAACAUCCAGGCACAGAGAAAAGGCAUCUCCUAUAUAGAAUGCCUCACUCAGGUAUACUUUUUAAACACCUUUGCUGGAAUGGACAAUUUGCUUUUGACUGUGAUGGCCUAUGACCGGUUUUUGGCCAUCUGCUACCCACUGAAAUACACAGUCAUCAUGAACCCUCGGUUCUGUGGCAUUUUAGUUCUGCUCUGUUGGAUCAUCACGUCCUGGGUUUGCCUGAUCCACAUUCUACUGAUGAAGCAUCUCGUUUUCUCCACAGUCUCCAAGAUUGCCCAUUUCUUUUGUGACCUGGCUCAGGUUAUCAAGGCAGCCAACUCCGGUACCCUUAUUAGUACCAUCUUUAUAUAUGUGGCUACUGCACUGCUGGGUGUACUGCCUGUCACCGGGAUCCUCUACUCUUACUCUCAGAUUAUCUCUUCGUUACUGAGAAUGUCCUCCACUGCAAGCAGGUAUAAAGCAUUUUCCACCUGUGGGUCUCACCUGUGCGUGGUGUCCUUGUUCUAUGGAACAGCACUUGGGGUCUAUCUCAGCUCUGCUGUGACCCAUUCUUCCCAGGCAAGCAUGAUCGCCUCUGUGCUGUACACGGUGUCCUCUGAGCUGAAACUGCGCACAACCAUCACCCAUCGCACUGUCCAAAUGUCUUCAUGCUGA
Molecule: messenger RNA, 663 nt
Organism: Fukomys damarensis (Damara mole-rat)
Lineage: Eukaryota; Metazoa; Chordata; Mammalia; Rodentia; Bathyergidae
Product: olfactory receptor 867-like
Exons: 2
Coding region: 1-663 (220 amino acids)
Biological process (GO): G protein-coupled receptor signaling pathway
Cellular component (GO): membrane
Molecular function (GO): olfactory receptor activity; G protein-coupled receptor activity
Source: RefSeq, a predicted model, not a curated record